AUGAGCCCUGCCAAUUUCGCCGCAAUACUGAACCCCCCUGGCUUCCGCCGUCUUGAUAUUGCUAUGCUUGCUGACGGACAAGUCUAUUUAGAGAUCGACCGAUGCCGGCGACCCUUCCUAAAUGGACGGCUGCGCCGCGCACUCGACGAAGCUUAA
Molecule: messenger RNA, 156 nt
Organism: Penicillium hordei
Lineage: Eukaryota; Fungi; Ascomycota; Eurotiomycetes; Eurotiales; Aspergillaceae
Exons: 1
Coding region: 1-156 (51 amino acids)
Source: RefSeq, a predicted model, not a curated record